Molecule: messenger RNA, 6185 nt
Organism: Solea senegalensis (Senegalese sole)
Lineage: Eukaryota; Metazoa; Chordata; Actinopteri; Pleuronectiformes; Soleidae
Product: collagen alpha-2(V) chain-like
Exons: 58
Coding region: 106-5526 (1806 amino acids)
Cellular component (GO): collagen type V trimer
Molecular function (GO): extracellular matrix structural constituent; protein binding
Source: RefSeq, a predicted model, not a curated record
GUCUGGAUGCUGUAGCCCAGGAUCGGGCUCGCUCUGACUUCCUCCCUUGACUGUUUGUGUGUGGAUUUGUGUGUUUUUUGUGUUGUGCGUGUCUGGCGAGCAGACAUGGGGCCCUCAUUGCGCUGUAGGAUUACUGUGUGCCUGGCCCUCACCUUGGCUCAGGUGAUUGCUGUGAGCUGCCAAGAAGAUAACAAGAACGACAGCUGCACACACAUGGGACACCUCUACUCCAACAAUCAGAUAUGGAGCCCAGGGCCGUGUCGAGUGUGCGUGUGCGAAACGGGCACCGUGGUGUGUGAGGACGAGCUGUGUGAGGAGCUCAGUGGCUGCCAGACAGCUGUGGUUCCUGAGGGCGAGUGCUGCCCCGUGUGCUCCACUGCGGCGGCACCGGCUCGUGGUACAGACACUGACGCAGAUACCUGCACAGAAAAUGGCACGACCUACUCCAACUAUCAGAUUUGGAGUCCAGAGCCAUGUCGAAUCUGCAUGUGCGACACAGGGACUGUGGUGUGUGAGGAAGUGGUGUGUGAAGAGCUGGGGCACUGCCCGACAACUGAGGCCCCCGAGGGCGAGUGUUGCCCCGUGUGCUCCACAGCAGCAGCAGCAGCAGCACCACCACCACCACCUCCUCCUCCUCCUCCUAGCACGGACAAUAAAACUGAUUCCUGCACAGAAGACGGCAAAGUCUACUCCAACAAUCAGAUAUGGCACCCAGAGCCAUGUCGUGUCUGUAUAUGUGAUACUGGGACAGUGGUUUGUGAGGACGUGGUGUGCGAGGACAUAGGUGACUGCCGGACCACAGAGAUCCCAGAGGGCGAGUGCUGCCCCGUGUGCUCGGCUGCGAACGUUCCAGCUGAUACCUGCACAGAAAAUGGCAAAGUCUAUGCUAACAAUGACAUGUGGAACCCGGAGCCUUGUCGGAUCUGCGUGUGUGACAUGGGGACCGCCGUGUGUGAGGAGGUGAUUUGCGAGGACCUCGGUGACUGUCCGAAAACUGUGACCCCAGACAACGAGUGCUGCCCCGUGUGCUUGACCGCGGCCUCGUCAUCCACUCCCAGCACUCACGACGCACCAGCAGCCGAUGAAUAUAAAGAGGAAAGCUGCAUUGUGGAGGAGGAGGUUCACCAGCACAACGACAUCUGGAAACCAGAGCCCUGUCGUGUCUGCGUCUGUGACAAUGGCGUAGCCAUCUGCGACGAGGUGAAGUGCGAAGUUCUGCCAAAUUGCGGGAAGGUCAUCACCCCUGAGGGAGAGUGCUGCCCCGUGUGUGACAGCUUUGCCAGUGCAAGCAGGAUGAUUGAAAUAAUGGGCUUCAAGGGACAGAAAGGCGAACCGGGUGAUAUUCCAUAUGUGGUCGGGCACCCUGGACCUCAAGGACCAUCGGGUCCUCCAGGAAGUCAAGGUCCCACUGGACCAAGAGGCUUUAAAGGUAGACGGGGAUUCCAGGGGCCUCCAGGAUUUGACGGAGAGCCUGGUAUUCCAGGAAAUCCAGGUCAAGCAGGACCCCCAGGCCAGGUGGCACCCCCUGGGGGAAAUCUAGCAUCGCAAAUGGCUUUAGGCUUCAACGAGAAGUCUACUCUGGCUGGCAUGGUGUCAGGAUCCAGGGGAGAAUCAGGACCGCGAGGACCUUCAGGGCAGUCGGGACCACCAGGUCCAACUGGUGGUCAGGGAAUUCCAGGAGAUGUUGGAGACCCAGGACAAAUGGGAGAACCGGGUCAUCGAGGACCUGACGGGCCAUCAGGAAAACCUGGACCUGAUGGAGAACCUGGACCUGCAGGAGCUACAGGAGAGCCAGGAUUCGCAGGAUCUGUGGGUGCCAGAGGAUUCCCAGGACUCCCUGGUCUUCCAGGUCUAAAAGGUCACAAGGGACAUGCUGGUCCUCCUGGGUUGAAAGGGGAGACUGGAUCAGUUGGAACCAAGGGUGCUUCAGGAAAUGCUGGCGCCAUGGGUGCUCCUGGUCCACAGGGGCCGCCGGGUCUGCAGGGAGAACGAGGAAGAGCCGGCCCAACCGGACCUGUGGGAAAACGUGGCACACCUGGUGAUGGCGGCAAACCUGGUCCUCUGGGUCCCAUUGGAAUCCCUGGUAUACCAGGAUUUCCCGGUAACCCAGGAAUGAAGGGUGAGGCAGGGCCAACUGGGGUGAGAGGAAGUCCAGGACAACAGGGAGCCAGAGGAGAUUCAGGACAUGUAGGACCAGCUGGAGCAACGGGACAGCAGGGUGCAGAAGGAAAUGAUGGCGGUCCAGGUGCACGUGGACAAACAGGUCUGGCAGGUGUGCAAGGUCCAGCAGGUGUGCAAGGUCCGAUAGGUGCCCCUGGUCCCCAGGGAACCACAGGAGCACAUGGACCAAAGGGCCAACUGGGCGACGUAGGAGUGCCUGGAUUCAAAGGAGAAGCUGGAUUCAAGGGAGAAAGAGGCGACCAUGGUGUUCCUGGUCCAUUAGGUCCAAUGGGAGAGGACGGGAAGCGUGGACCACGAGGUGAUGCCGGAUCCAUUGGGCCUCCAGGACCUUCAGGAGAGACUGGAGCUCCAGGAAAUCGAGGUUUCCCCGGUGCAGAUGGUUUACCAGGCCCGAAGGGAGCUGUGGGUGAACGUGGGCUGCAAGGGUCAGCUGGUGCCAAAGGCUUAUCUGGAGAUGUGGGACGCCCUGGAGAGUCAGGUUUAACAGGAGCUCGGGGUUUAUCUGGACCACUCGGUGCUCAAGGAGCAGAGGGGAAACUAGGACCUGUGGGCUCGGCAGGAGAAGACGGCAAACAAGGCUCAGCUGGUUCAACGGGAACCAGAGGUGCUUCUGGACCAAUGGGCCUGCCAGGACCUAAGGGCUUUGCUGGCGAUGCUGGAAAGAUCGGAGAGGCUGGAAGUUCUGGACCCCCGGGUCCAAGGGGACUGAAUGGAAAAGAUGGAGAGGAAGGUGCUGCUGGAUCAACUGGUCCAGCUGGUCCUGCAGGAAAAAGAGGAGAGCAUGGGCCACAGGGAGUGAACGGUUUCCAGGGUUUGCCCGGAAUGCCAGGCCCACCCGGAGAGUCAGGAAAACCAGGCAAUGAGGGUCUCUCUGGAGAGGCAGGGACUGUUGGAGCUACUGGUCCACGGGGUGAAAGAGGCUCUCCAGGAGAAAGGGGUGAUGUCGGUCCCAAUGGACUGCAAGGACCCAAAGGUAGUCCAGGUGGACCAGGACCCGAUGGACCAAAGGGUAACGCUGGACCAACGGGUGCUCUUGGUGAGCCAGGUGGUCCAGGACUUCAGGGGAUGCCAGGGGAGAGGGGCAUAACAGGACCUUCAGGCCCAAAGGGAGAUUCUGGUUCUGUUGGAGAGAAAGGACCCGAGGGUAAAGCCGGAGCUGACGGUGCUCGGGGACUUCCUGGCUCUGUUGGACCUGUUGGUUCCGGUGGACCCAAUGGAGACAAGGGUGAAACAGGCCCACCAGGCCCCGCGGGACGCAGAGGAUCUCGAGGAAUUGCUGGUUCUUCUGGUGAGCCUGGUCCAACUGGUGCUGUUGGAUUCCCUGGACCUUCUGGCCCCGAUGGUCAGCCUGGGGUCAAAGGUGAGACAGGUGAGGCAGGUCUGAAGGGAGAAGUAGGACCACCUGGAGCACAGGGGACAGCUGGAAAACCCGGAAAACAGGGACCUGUUGGUGUAACUGGACUGAAAGGUGCUAGAGGAACACAGGGUCAAGCGGGAUCUGCUGGUUUCCCUGGGCUGCCUGGUGGAAUUGGCCCUGCUGGUACUCCUGGUGUUGUUGGAGCAGAUGGACCCAUAGGUGAUACAGGAAAGCAGGGCCCCUCGGGGAUUCAAGGAGAGAACGGAGCUCCAGGACGCCAAGGAGAGAGGGGACCCGCAGGAUUACCGGGCACCCCCGGGGAGAAGGGCGACUCGGGGGAGGACGGUCCUUCGGGGCCUGACGGGCCUCCAGGACCAGCUGGCAUCACAGGACAGCGAGGUAUUGUGGGUCAGCCUGGACUCAGAGGAGAGAGAGGCUUGCUGGGACUGCCAGGUCCAGCGGGUCAACCAGGGAAACCUGGAGCCUCUGGAAGCCAGGGAGGCGUAGGCCCUGCUGGUGGUAUUGGGUUACCAGGAGCCACCGGACCAAGAGGAGACCCCGGCCCAGAGGGUAUUCCUGGAGCAGAGGGAUCACCUGGCAAAGAUGGUGUCCUAGGAGAAAGGGGUGACAGGGGAAGUCCUGGUCCUGAGGGUCUGGCUGGUGUUGCAGGUUCUCCUGGAACUGAGGGUCCAGUGGGACUCACCGGUGGUCCUGGACUAAUUGGCGAAACUGGUUCCAGAGGCGGUGCUGGACCAUCAGGACAACCUGGAGUACGGGGAAAAGUGGGCCCUCAAGGACCACAAGGAGAGAAGGGGAUUAUUGGAGACCAAGGAGAGCGGGGUCAGAAAGGUCACAGAGGUUUCACCGGUCUUGAUGGCCUCCCUGGAAUCACAGGUGCCACGGGUGACCCAGGAGCUAUCGGUAUCGUUGGACCAGCAGGACCAAGGGGUCCUCCAGGAGUUUCAGGUCCUCCAGGAAAAGAAGGAAACAUUGGCCAGUCUGGACCGAUGGGUGCUCCUGGAAGCAGAGGAGCCAUUGGAGACCUUGGAGCGCAGGGUCCAUCUGGUGAACCUGGACCUCCUGGCCUUCCAGGCCCCCCUGGACCUCCCAUUGCAGCGGUGGGAGACCUCUUUGCUGCCAUGGAGGAUUAUGACAUGAACGGCUUUGUGCCUCAAGCUGAGGAAUUCAUUGAGGACGACGUGGCAGCGGAUCCUCCUCCACUUCCGGAGUUCAACAAAGAUGAAGCCCUCCCCAAUAAGAACGUCCUCCGUGCAGACACCGGCGUCCAGGCCACGCUGAAGACCCUGAGUGGACAUUUGCAGAACCUGCGCAGUCCUGACGGCAGCAAGAUGAACCCUGCCAAAACCUGCCAGGACAUCAAGCAGUGUUACCCCCAGAAAAAGAGCGGUAAUUACUGGAUUGAUCCAAAUCAAGGCAGCACCAAAGAUGCCAUCAGGGUCUUCUGUAAUAUGGAGAACGGUGAAACCUGCAUCUCCGCCAAUCCGGCAAACAUUCCCCACAAAAACUGGUGGACCAAAUCCAUUCCCACUGCCAACGAGCCCAUCUGGUUUGGAGCCAACAUGAACGCUGGAACUAAAUUCCUCUAUGGAAAUAAGGAGGAGCAGCCUAACGCAGUGGCUGUUCAAAUCAAGCUGCUGCAGCUUUUGUCCAAGGAGUCGCACCAGAACGUGACCUACCACUGCAGGAACAGCGUGGCCUAUAAAGACGCAAAGAGCGGCAGCCUGAAGAAGGCUCUCGUGCUCAAGGGCGCCAACGGCCAGGAACUGAGAGCACAGGGCAACAUCCGCCUGCGAUACUCUGUCCUUGACGAUGGCUGCUCGCAAUCAAAUGGAAACUGGGGCAAGACAGUGAUCGAGCACAGGACUCUAACUUCAACCAGGCUGCCCAUUGUGGACUUGGCCCCUAUGGACAUUGGACAGCCUGACCAGGAGUUCGGCCUGGACAUCGGCCCUGUGUGCUUCUCAUAAAAAAAAAAAACAGCAUCCCAACGCUCUCAAAUGGCCCUCUGUAGAGGAGGAACACCGUCACCAGGAAUUAAUAAACAUGGACUCCUCGUUCUGUGAGCAUUCGAGUCAAUAAAGCUUCUUCACAUGUGGCUGCGUUUCCCACGUAACUGGUCAAGUCUAGUCUGUCCUACUGUUUCUGCACAUGCGGGACAGGUGGGAUGCUGACAUAAUUUAUUCACCCUGUCAGUAAAUGUACAAGUUCUCGACGGGGGAAAUGCACAUGGAUGGGUGGAGGAAAAGAAAAUGUCUGAGGUGAGAAAAGAAAGGACGAGAACGUGCACAAACUGGAAAAACAGCCAGUCAUAUUAAAUGCUAAAGAGAUAUUGUCGUAGGAGUGAAGAUUUACUUUAUUUUAUUAAAUACACAAUGGCUUUUUCCAGUGAGUGCAUGUACAGGGCAGAGAUUAUAUAUCACUGACUGUAGUUCUUAAUUUUAAUGGAAUAAAAUAAAUGAAAAUCACGCUUGAACCUAAAUUAUUCAGCUCUGUGCAGGAACAACGUCUCUUUCAACAUGAAACCUUUGUAUCUCCUUUUUGGUGUAAAUGCAACGUAUGGCUGUAAAUUGCAAAAAAAAAAAAAAUUGUUUAUUGUUGACUGUGGAAUAAACGUCUUUCUGUGGAA